Molecule: messenger RNA, 939 nt
Organism: Monosiga brevicollis MX1
Lineage: Eukaryota; Choanoflagellata; Craspedida; Salpingoecidae
Exons: 6
Coding region: 49-939 (296 amino acids)
Source: RefSeq, a predicted model, not a curated record
CCUCCGAGCGUUUGGACUUGCUUUGCUGCUCUGCUGUGACCAAGCAUCAUGCCGACUGUUGCCAUGCGAAUCAACGCGCAAUCGGACAAUUGCAAGCGCGGUGCCCUCGUCGGGAUGGGCGUGGCCGCCUUGGCGCUCUGCGUUGGCAUGCUCUUUGCUCCUUGGCGUCAAUUCAAGGUCGAUAAUGUCAAGAUAGAUUUUUCACCAGCCAGAAUUACUGCUCAUGCCUAUGGCCUAACCGAAAGAUAUUGGACCACGGAUGACGAGUUUUGUGGUGACCACAUUGAUGGAGACUCGACCGACUUUUGCACCAAGCUCCUGGCAUCAUUGGCCCUGUGCCUUCUCGCCAUCGUGUUUGAAGUGAUUGUCUCAAUUCUCAGUUGUGUCACCUUCUGCACGGCAUCGGCAUGUGUGGCGCGGUGCAGCGGUAUCUUGCAUCUUGUCCCGGUCCUUUUUAUUGGAGCGGCUAUGGGCGUGUUCUUUACGGCCAAGGGGACUUUUACGACGACCGAGACACACACCGAUCGCCCCGUGGCCGGCAUUGCUGUACCUUUCUUGGCUGCCGUGGUGGCCUUGGUGGGUAUGAUUCUGGGCUGCGUGAUCCGUCCUGAUUCGGCCUCCACGGUGGCCUAUAUGAACGUCCCUGGCGUCACCCGCAAUUCAGCACAGUCAUGGCAGAUGGAACCGAUGCACAUGCAGGCACAGAUGCCCAUGACUGGCGUCCCACCCCCACGCACGACCGGCAACCCAACGCCGUUCACUUCGGGCUACGCUUUUGGCUGUUCUUGCGAGCUGUCUCUCCUUUUUUUUUUUUUUCGUUCCUCUCUCAUUCUCUCUCUCUCUCUCUCUCUCUCUCUCUCUCUCUCUCAAUCUCUCAAUCUCUCUCUCUCAAUCUCUCUCUCUCUCUCUCUCCCUUUCUGUUGUCAAGCCAGCAAGUGA